Messenger RNA from Helianthus annuus (common sunflower), 547 nucleotides. Its product is annotated as protein NOI4. The transcript has 3 exons. NCBI's taxonomy places the organism in Eukaryota, Viridiplantae, Streptophyta, Magnoliopsida, Asterales, Asteraceae. The coding region runs from base 157 to 378 and encodes 73 amino acids. The record is from RefSeq and is a predicted model, not a curated record.
ACAAAUAUCCAGCUGUAUUUAUUUUCUUUUCUCUCUAAAAAGUUAGGUAUUGGGUUCUUCUUCUUCUCCUCCUCCUUCAAAAAGCUCUCAAUCAAAUCAAAUCAAAUCAAAUCCACCUUAAUCAUCUCUCUCUCUCUCUCUCUGCUCAAAUCACUCAUGGCGGAUAAAGGCCCACCAUUGCCAAAGUUCGGUGACUGGGAUGUGAACGACCCAGCAUCAGCCGAAGGAUUCACAGUUAUUUUCAACAAGGCUAGGAACGAGAAAAAGACAGGUGGCACUUCAGAUUCACCACCUAAAAACGAGUCGACGUAUAAUAAGUCUGGGACCGCUACUCUUGGGAAGCCUCAAUCUAAAAAAUGGUUCUGCUGCAUGGCAUAAAAGCGAUGAGAGACUCCUUGUAUCUUAUCGGGCUGGAGGUCAUUCUGCUUUGAUUUUAUGAUGAUAAUGUAACCUUGAACAAACAAGUAUAUGUUUGUGAUUGCCUUUGUUCACUCUUUCCUUCUUAAAAAAAGUCACUUUUUAAUUUUAUUUUUUAUUUGAAACCUAA